AGAGACUUAAAAGCCCUCCGCGACCACGCCCAAAACUCUCCCCUCCGCGUAAUAGCCCACAUCGACCUCGACGCCUUCUACGCCCAAGUCGAAAUGGUCCGUCUCCUCCAGCCCCCACACCUGCCCCUCGCCGUCCAACAAUGGCAAGGCCUCAUCGCAAUCAACUACCCCGCCCGCGCAUACGGUAUUCAACGACACAUCACCGUCAAGGAAGCCUUGGAGAAGUGUCCAGAGUUGAAGCUGGUACAUGUACAGACUUGGAGAGAGGGUGAUACGGAGCCGGGGGAUUGGGAGGCGCCGGAGGUAGGCACGCAUAAGGUUAGUUUGGAUCGGUAUCGGAGGGAGAGUGCGAAGAUCUUGGGCAUAUUUCGGGAGCGAUGUGAUAGGGUGGAGAAGGCCUCUAUCGACGAAUCAUACCUCGAUUUGUCAACCCUUGUUUAUGAAGCUUUGUUGGAGCAGUACCCGCAACUCCGACACCCACCACAAGAUCUGAACACGCCAUUACCACCCGCGCCGCCCACCAUCUUCGACGAAGAAAACCACGGAAAGAUAAUUGACAUCAAUAAUUCCCAAGUGGAAGAAGAAUUACCCUCAGACUGGUCCGACCUCUCACUCUCCCUCGCCGCGCUCCACAUCACCUCCAUCCGCAACCAGAUCCGAACACAACUAGGCUACGACACAAGCGCCGGCAUCGCCCGGAACAAAAUGCUCGCCAAGUUGUGUUCGUCGACGUAUAAACCGAAUAUGCAGGCUGUGCUUAGAGAAGGCGUGGAGGGGUCGUUUUUGGGGGGCUUUCGGUUCACGAAGAUUAAGAAUUUGGGCGGCAAGUUGGGUGCGAAACUCGUCGAAAUCUACAAAACUGAACAAGUGUCCGACUUACUCAAGGUACCUAUCGACGAUCUAAGAGCGAAAUUGGGACCAGAGACAGGCGCAUGGUUAUGGCAAAUCAUUCGCGGUAUCGAUAACAGCGAAGUCAACAUUCGCACCGACACAAAAUCAAUGCUCUCCGCAAAGAAUUUUCGACCAUGUAUUAACACAACCGUGUCCGCGCACCGGUGGUUACGCGUACUUGCAGAAGAUUUGUCUUCACGACUCCUCGAGGACCCUGCACACCGUCGUCCUAAAACACUUACGCUUCAACAUAAAUCCGGUGGCGGAGUGUCCAAGUCUAAGUCGAUGCCUGUGUCGAAGGGGGGUGAGUUGACCGGGGAGAUGAUUUGGGGCAUGGCGGUGGGGUUGUUGAGGGGGGUGGAGGGCGAGGGUCGGUGUUUUCCUUGUGCGCUUUUGGCGGUGGGGUUGAGUGGGUUUGAGGGGAGGGAGGAGGGGGUGCAGGGGAUUGCGGGGUUCUUGGUGAAGGCGCAA
Messenger RNA from Saitoella complicata NRRL Y-17804, 1362 nucleotides. Its product is annotated as DNA/RNA polymerase. The record is from RefSeq and is a predicted model, not a curated record. Gene Ontology annotation, biological process: error-prone translesion synthesis; response to radiation. The transcript has a single exon. NCBI's taxonomy places the organism in Eukaryota, Fungi, Ascomycota, Saitoellomycetes, Saitoellales, Saitoellaceae. The annotation marks the transcript as partial. Gene Ontology annotation, cellular component: replication fork; site of double-strand break; nucleus. Gene Ontology annotation, molecular function: DNA-directed DNA polymerase activity; damaged DNA binding.